This is a messenger RNA of Suillus subaureus, 361 nucleotides long. RefSeq lists its product as uncharacterized. The record is from RefSeq and is a predicted model, not a curated record. Lineage: Eukaryota; Fungi; Basidiomycota; Agaricomycetes; Boletales; Suillaceae. The transcript has 2 exons. The annotation marks the transcript as partial.
CCUGCUCGGAACACGCUGCAUCACACUUUUCCGGGCGCUCGAUCUGCAGACGUUCUGGCAAGCGCCUUACGAAACGUUCUCACACUUAUCAACGGCGUGAUGGUUUCAUCUUCGGCUACGGCUGCGAUUCAUGAUCAUUUUCUACCAUGCUGGUGCAUGCCAAAAAUUGCAGUCCUGCGUUGUUCAGUUGAAUGUUGUGAACGAUCAUCUUCUUAUACUUCAAGUGACAUUGCAUGCGAGCUUCUGUUCACCUGGGUACGGGGCAAAGAUCGGUUGAUCUUCGAGAGCUUCACAGGUCAUGUGAGCCGAAAAGUCACUUCUACCCUACAAGAGUUUGGUGAUGUAAUAUGAUUUAACAUAA